AUGGUUACUGGUGCGGGGUCCCCAGCCAGCGCACUGGCUGCCAUUUUUUUCUAUCUAAUGCGUCACCCUCGUUGCUAUGAGAAGCUUGUGAAAGAGAUUCGCAGCACCUUUUCUGAUGCAUCAGAAAUCCACACCGGGCCAAAGAUGUCGUCAUGUCUCUUCCUGCAAGCCUGUAUCAAAGAAGGGUUUCGCCUCUCACCGUCUACCGGAGCAAUUUUAUGGCGAAACGUCGAGGAUGGCGGUCUCAAAAUUGACGGGGAACACGUCGACGCAGGCUUUGAUGUUGGAACCGGUAUUUACGCUAUGAACCAUAAUGAGGAGUACUUCCCUAAUGCAUCUAUAUUCGAACCUGAACGUUGGUUACUUGACGAAACUACAAGCGAUCUUGCUUUGGCAUCUAGAGCUUUUACCACUUUCUCGAUGGGGCCAAGACGGUGCCUAGGCCAGAGCCUUGCCACCACUGAAAUACGCGAUACUAUCGCAUUAGUUCUUUGGCAUCUAGAUCUUCGCAGGCCAAAACAAACAUGUAAUGACAUUGGAGGUGGGAAACGAGGAAGUGUUGAUGAGAAUGAGUUUCAACAAGAGGAUCAUAUCCCUGCGGAGUGA
This is a messenger RNA of Sclerotinia sclerotiorum 1980 UF-70, 606 nucleotides long. RefSeq lists its product as hypothetical. The coding region runs from base 1 to 606 and encodes 201 amino acids. NCBI's taxonomy places the organism in Eukaryota, Fungi, Ascomycota, Leotiomycetes, Helotiales, Sclerotiniaceae. The transcript has 2 exons. Gene Ontology annotation, molecular function: monooxygenase activity; iron ion binding; heme binding. The record is from RefSeq and is a predicted model, not a curated record.